CUGAUUCGUCACAUACCAGAGUGACUCAACAACACGGUGAUGUAAGUUCAAUGCAAACAGCACACCCGCAUGAAUUCUCUCCAGAAUAUCAGCAACCGAUACAGACAAGUUCCAAUGUAAGUGAUAGCGUAAGUCUUGCGAGAAAUAGUGACAAUAAUCGUGCCAAGGAGAGUUUGUAUCCAGCUGUCAACCCUGGUAUUAAAAAGCACGUGCAAAAGAAGCAGAAUCCGUUUUCACAAAGAGCCAUAAAACACGCACAGAAAUUGCCACAGAUGGUUCGCCGCGCAGCGCGGAAAGGAGACUACAGUGAUGUCGUACAUCGAAUAGAUAUGCUUCUCAGCAGCAGUGAAUUGACCUCAAAGGAGGCAUCGUACGCUAUCAACACAUUCAAAACUAUACAUCAGCCGGAUAAGUGCAUUGAGGUAUUGGAGUAUCUGAAGCGGUCGCAGCUGGUCACCACCGCUGUGCACUACAAUCCAGCUAUCGUAUGUUUGGAGAAAACCGGAGAUUUCGAAGGCGCGUAUAAGUUGUACAAGGAGAUGGCCGAUGUCGGUGUUAGCAGGAAUCUGAUUACAUACAAUACCAUGAUGGCUGCGUUUGCGCAACAACGACGAUGGGACGAUGUUAGGGCCGUACAAGCAAGCAUGGAACUAGACAGAAUACCCGGGGAUCAUUUUACGCUGAAUAUCCUAGCGGGCACAGCUGCUGAGAUAGUACGAGAGGUGUCGGCAAGCAGAUCUCAGCAUGCCACGUCUACGCAAACCAAUGAUCACAAACUUGUAUCACGAGCUGAGAAACUUGCAGUGCAAUCUCAGGAUGAGAACGUUACAUCACACAUGGAAAUACCCCUACCUGAGCUGGUGAGUGGCAAAAUUGCCACAUCUUCACACGUGUACGGCACCAUGCUGGCUGAGUAUGACAGGGCGGGAGAGUGGGCCAAGGUGAUCGAAGUAGUCACAGAGAUGCGAAGUAAAAGCAUACGGUUCAACGGGAUUGCGUGCCAAAGCGCCAUCUCCGCGUACGCUCAGUCGGGCAUGCGAAAAGAUGCGCUGUCUAUGGUGAAGAAGAUGCACAUCUACGGCUACAGCUGUAGUGCUGCUGUGUACAAUAGAGUCCUGCAGACGUGCGAUACGGACGGUGCAUGGCGUCAAGGGUUGACUGUGCUACAAGAGAUGCACAAACGGGGUGUCUCUCCUGAUCUGCUCUCAUACACGCAUGCUAUUAAUGCUUGUGAUAAGAAGGGAAUGGGAGAGCCAGCGAUCGCACUACUUCAAGAGAUGUCAGCGCGGGGUGUUCGGCCCGAUCAAAGUAUCUACUAUAGUGUCAUCUCUGCUUGUAGUAAAGGUGAAGACUGGAUGACCAUCGCAAAUCUGAUGCAGCAAAUGUCUGAGCUUGGCUUUAUAUAUAACGCAGCCACCUAUGCCAAUGCGAUACGAGUGUUCUCGACAGCUGGGCGGUCGGUGGAAGCCUAUGACAUGCUGCUACAAGCAGUGGCCCAGGGGGUGAAAGGGAAGCAAAGUAUGUACAUAGAUGUGCUCAGUGUAUGUGAUAGAGAUGGGAAAUGGAAAGAAUCAUUGGAUGUACUACGGAAGAUGCAGUCCAAGAGUGUACCGUGCGAUGAUGAAGCGUAUGGUAUGACAAUAUCCGCCUGCGCACAGAAUGGCAAGUUAGAGGAAGCGAUGGCACUCCUGCGACAAAUGCAGGAAGCAAUCAGGCCAAUGGAACUUGGGGCUGAGAAGGCAACAUAUGUCUACACCUCGAUUAUACUGGCGUGUAGGAAGAAACGAGAUUAUCAGCAAAUGUUUGAUAUUACAGCAGAGAUGGCGGAUCUGAAGAUUCCGUUCACGGUGCUUACAUACGACCAUUUGAUUUCCGCGUAUGCCGAGGGUGGCUACUGGAAGGAAGCGAAGCAGUUGUUGAGUGUGAUGAGCACACUCGGGAAACCCUCAAGCACAACGCUUUACGAGUCCUUGAUCACCGAGUAUGAUGGCGACGACAGCGUAUGCAACGAAAUAGAUGAGCUCUACGACGAUAUGGUAAUGAAUACACCCGGAAUGAACAAUAUCUGGACGCAGCUGAAGGACAAUGGCGCGCUCGACAUGCACGGUCACACAAUCGGUAUGGCCCGACCUGCUGUGCGGCGGCUGUUACGACUGCUACGAGACCAGCGGAGUGGAAUAAGGUAUUCUAUGGGGUUCUUGGACAUUGACUUCAAAUGCAUCGACCUGGGUGAGGACGGGCCAACCAGUCAGGAGCUUAAAACCAGGGUGCAAGAACAACUGGCGCAGCUAGAGCCAGAGGUAAGCACAUCUACAGUGGUGACGGACGAGGGUCAUUUAGAGCUGUAUGUUGAUUCGUUGUCGCACUGGCUGGACGCUAAUCAUAUAUUGGCGGAAGACAGCACCCUGCUGCCAGACGCCCGUGAAAUGUUCGAGGACCUCGAGGCGGAGGGGCUGAAUCGCAGUUUAGAAUGCUACGAGACGCUUUUCAUCAGUCGGAAGAAUACUCGCGAGUAUGCCGAUAAGCUGUACGAUAAUAUGGUGGCGAACCUGCCAGAGAUGGCCGGUCGGUGGCGGUCACUGUUGCAGACAGGCAGGAUUGACUUGCGCGAUCAUUCACGGGCCCUCGCCCAGCCGGCUGUGAGGAGGCUUCUACGAGUGUUCCAGGAAGUGCGGAAGGGAGUCAGGGACACGGACGAGAUCAAGGAUAGCGGGUUCAGGCAUAUAGCGUUGGGUAGGCACGAUUUGAAAAGUCAACGCAUUGUGGAGAGGUUACAAAAGGAUCUGGCCGGUCUCACGCCGUCUAUUGAGACCCAUUCGACGACGACGGACGAUGGUGUCUUAUUGAUGCACUUCGACAAUUUACUACAGUGGCUAGAAGCCAAUGAAAUCACUGAACCGAUAAUAUAGGGGUGGCACGGCGUCGUAAUAUACAUAUAAGUGAUACGCAGAUAUGGGUCUUCUUUUGAGAGUUGCUCGGUUGGAAAUAGAUUGGCGCAGGCCAGAAUCCAAAGUUUCAUUUAUAGUAUAGUCUUCGGUAUGGCACACGCAUUCGUACAUAACAUAUAAGGAGUGGUCAAAUAUCUCGCACGAUAAUCCACGUUGUACCUGCACUUAAUGCCGCACUUAUAUCUUUUUUUGUUGUCAUAUAUGUAGCUACACUUAUGAGCCCAGCUGUCUUGAACUCUUAGUGAGGCUGUACACUCAUAACAAACCC
Sphaeroforma arctica JP610 is the source of this 3216-nucleotide messenger RNA. RefSeq lists its product as hypothetical. The transcript has a single exon. Gene Ontology annotation, molecular function: protein binding. The record is from RefSeq and is a predicted model, not a curated record. NCBI's taxonomy places the organism in Eukaryota, Ichthyosporea, Ichthyophonida. Bases 51 to 2909 code for a protein of 952 amino acids.